Molecule: messenger RNA, 1624 nt
Organism: Drosophila montana
Lineage: Eukaryota; Metazoa; Arthropoda; Insecta; Diptera; Drosophilidae
Gene: mRpS35
Product: mitochondrial ribosomal protein S35
Exons: 2
Coding region: 191-1177 (328 amino acids)
Biological process (GO): mitochondrial translation
Cellular component (GO): mitochondrial small ribosomal subunit
Molecular function (GO): structural constituent of ribosome
Source: RefSeq, a predicted model, not a curated record
UUCGAUAGCAACACCCACUUGUUUCAGCAAAUAUGUAUUUGGUAUCGAUACCAAAACAGCUGAUGUGCAGGUUUUCACUGUGAAUGGCAUUUUUCCAUCGCAUGGUUUACGUAAACUUUUAAUUGUUAAGUUAUCUAUAAAAACCGAUAAUUAAGUGCAUUUUCUAAAUUUUAACCACUCGAGAUUUACCAUGGCGGCUAAUCUAGCACGUUUGCUGGAGCGUAACAUACGUUGCAAAAAUGCAGCUGCAGUGCAAAGUAGUGUGCGGCUAUUUAGCAAUCAGCGGCAGCAGCAGACAGAAGUGGAAGAUGAUGAAGAAUUUCGUGUGCUCAACCUGCGUACAAUUAAACAGCAAGCACGCAGACGGGAAAUAAGAAAGGAUGCAGUGCAGCCACCACGUACAAUGCGCAUGUCUGUCGAUCAGGAUUGGACGGCCGUAUGGUCAGGACCGCGCUCAUUUCAUCCAGCCAGUGUGCCGCUGCCAUUGCGUCAAGGCUACACAGAGCGCGGAGCAGCUGCGCCCUCGAAGUACGCGAAUGCAGAGUUAAUGAAAAUACCAAAUUUCUUACAUUUGACGCCGCCAGCUAUACGGCAGCAAUGCGAAGCAAUCAAGAAGUUUUGCACGCCCUGGCCGAAGGGCCUAGAAACGGAGGCCAAAUGGAAGCGUCCCUUUCCUAUCGAAGUUAUCACCACAGACUAUUGCCACAGUCUACCAACAAUUCGACAUCCGGAGGCUCGUCGCGUGACAAUCACGCUAAAACUGUCCGAUUUGAAGUUCGAUGCACACGCAAAAGAUAAAUUUCUACGCCUUGUGGGCGAACGAUACAACCAGGAGACUGGAGUGUUAACAUUUGCCGCUGAUCGCUGCCCUACGCGCAAGCAAAAUUACGACUAUGCUUUAUAUCUGUUAACGGCAUGUUAUCACGAGUCCUUUGUCACGGAGCCAUGGGAAGCUACCAAGUCGGAGGCCGACAUGGAGGUGUAUCAAUUUGAACGAAAUCAAGCGAAACGUUCCGCUGAGGAAAUACUCAAUUGGAAUGCAACAGGAGAACAGAAGGACGCGCCCAGUGCUAACUAUGCAAAUAGUGUAGAGGCAUUGAUAAAUGAGGGUGAGAACGAGUACAACAUAGCCAAGUAUAAGGAGGAAGUACUGAAAAUGUUAAAAAUAGCUAUCUAGUAAGCAUUUCUACAAAUAUAUUUGGUAAAACACUAACGAAAAAGUUGUAAACUCUACUAAAAUAAAAAAAAAUACGAAAAAAACAACAAACCAUCAGGCCCCGUAAAUGCCGGUAAAACGUGAAUGCAUGCGGCAGCUGAUUUAGACGACCGCGUGUCGUGGUGAAUGGCAAAAGAACAGCGGGCAUUUAAGAAGCAGCAGCAAUUAGUCCAAAUAGAAGAAGACUGGUUUAGUGAACGUGGAUUCGAGUAUUUUACUUUCAUAGAUAAUUAAAAUUUAAGACUACUUUAAACCGAAACAAAAACCGCUGAAAUUCGCCUAAAGUCGCCAUAUGACAGGUAAAAUUUACAAGCUGCUCUAGUGACGUAUACAAUUAUCUACAAUGAAAACAAAAAAAUAACAAUCGAAAAAUAAACCAAAUUACAUUCAGUGUUGGGUUGACCCGUA